Molecule: messenger RNA, 1342 nt
Organism: Oryza brachyantha (malo sina)
Lineage: Eukaryota; Viridiplantae; Streptophyta; Magnoliopsida; Poales; Poaceae
Product: RNA-directed DNA methylation 4-like
Exons: 10
Coding region: 97-1062 (321 amino acids)
Source: RefSeq, a predicted model, not a curated record
UAUUUGCACGCAUCUUAAAGCUCCCAAAAGGCAAAGCCCCCUCCUCGGAAGAAAAGAAGCGGCGAGAAGAGAACCCUACGUUGGUUGCCGGCGGCGAUGGCGUCCACCUCGGAGGCUGAGGGGAGGGACAAACCCAUCGUCGUCCGUGUCAAGCGCAAGCCCUCCCAGACCCGCCCCGACGCUUUCUGGCUAGAGAUCAAUGAAAGGCCGGUGAAGAAGGCUAUGCUCGAUUUCUCUAGCCUUUCAGUCUCCGAGUCAUCCCCCGGUCCUAAUAAAGCUUCAGAAGAACCACGAGUUAAGAAACUUCUGGUACAGCACAUUGAGACCGUACAUCAUUCUGAGGCUGUUCAGGAUGUUUUGCACUCUCUUCUGCAUUUUGAUUUGGAUGCCAAAGAUAUAAAGAGCAAGACAAAGGAGUGGAACAACAGAACUAAGCAAGAUAAAAAACAAGACCAGCUAAGAUCAGCAGCCAGACAGAGGCAUGAGGAUCUUGGAAGAAAUGCUCGCUUUGCACAAAUAUGGAGAAGUCGGAAAGGAGACAGGCAUGAAGUUGAUGAAUCACUGCGAGAAAUAUGUCAUCUUUAUGAUGCCGUGCAAGUAGAUUCUGAUGAAGAUAAGCAUCCAUCAGAACCAAGGAUUACCUCUUUUGAAGAGGGUGCAAUUUUGUGCAAUUUUCUUCCACUUAUACGGGAAAGCUUGCCAUCGGCUGCUGAAGAAAUUGAAUCAGAUAUUAUUUCGCUGGCACCAUCGGAAGAUUCAGAUGUUUACGACAUAUAUACUGUCAAGGAGGUGGAUGAUACAACAAUGGGGGGCACAUCUUCAGCUCCAUACCCACUGUUACAAGUGGAUGACGAUUGUGACGUAUGUUAUGAUGAUGAUGAUCCUUAUGAUACAGAUGAUUCUAAUGCCGAAGAUAACCCAUUGUAUGAUUAUCCUGAAGAGUUGUCGGAGGGUGAGGAUGAUGGUUCCAAUAGCGAAAAUCCUUUUUCAGAUGUAGACGGUUCUGAUCCUGAGUACGAGAAGGAAGAGGUGGAAGAAGAAAAUGAUGAGGACGGGAGAUAAUUGUUGGGUGCACAUACAUGGGCUUAGUGUAUGAGCUGGCCGUGAUGUGCCUGUUUGGCCAAUGUGAUAGAUUGAGAUAACCUUUUUUUAUGUUGGUGUACUGACGAAUUGUAGUCCCAAUCCCCGUUGUCAGAUUUGCACUUGUUGAUUUGAUAUAAUCACUGAAGAAGCAAAAUUACAUGGUAGUAACCAUUAAAUCUUGAAAAGAAUUUUUUUGCCGAGAAUCUUGAAAAGAAAUUGAUGAGGAAUUCGAAAGUGCCAUCCUUGAAGGCAGUUUACA